AUGGAUAUAGAAAAAGAAUAUAGUCGUACCAAUGCUUAUGAGAAGGGUACGACUGGAGAUAAGAAGAGAUGUAAUGAUUGCAGUGGAGAAGAUGGUGAUGCCAACAAUGCUUGUGCCAAAGAGCUGAGAGACAACAAGAAGCAAAGGACAGACGAUAUCGAGAUCUUGCCACAGACUGGAAAUGAAUCAUCAUCUGCGAUCGUAUCAUCGGAUGCCAAUGGUGAUGUCCAAGAGUCCAAGGACAAGGAGAAGAAGGAUAGCAACAUGGAUGAUGUUGUGACAUCAGGUACGCAGCAGGAGAAGAUCGAGCAAGGAGAGUACAUCAAGUCGCAUACCUGUACAGAGAUGGAUGAUGAACUACAUGACAAGGGACAUCUAAGGCAUGAGACUGAGAGCUGUAAUCAGUAUGGUGUGGAUAUGAGUAGCGACAGCAGCUAUGAUGCCUAUAACGUCAACUAUGGCGAGAUGAUGAAAGACAGAGGAUAUCUACGUGCUUGCAACCAUGAAUACUAUGGAGCAGGCCGAUCAUGUUCAUACAGAUAG
Molecule: messenger RNA, 543 nt
Organism: Acytostelium subglobosum LB1
Lineage: Eukaryota; Evosea; Eumycetozoa; Acytosteliales; Acytosteliaceae
Exons: 2
Coding region: 1-543 (180 amino acids)
Source: RefSeq, a predicted model, not a curated record